Molecule: messenger RNA, 2357 nt
Organism: Bemisia tabaci
Lineage: Eukaryota; Metazoa; Arthropoda; Insecta; Hemiptera; Aleyrodidae
Product: ADP-ribosylation factor-like protein 3
Molecular function (GO): GTPase activity; GTP binding
Source: RefSeq, a predicted model, not a curated record
AGGGGACGCGGAACAAGGAAGUGGUCUCGCGAAGCACAACGCACGGCACCACCCGUUGCCACGGUGACCAACCAAACUUUCACGUAAAUAAAGCGGCCUUUACUUCGGUGACAUGUGCUCAAACACUCUGUUCGGACAAAUCAGAAGUUUUGUGCGUGAUUUUUCCCACUUUUUCAACUAAAUCGUGUUUUUAAUGUUAUUCUGCUCCGAAACUCACUUUUGAAUCGUUUGGUAUCGCGAGUGGUGGUCUGUGUUGACGUUUUUAAACAGGCACUUUCAGGAAAAACCUCUGAUUUUCAAUCACAAUCGCAGUUCAUAGCUCGAUCAUCACUCGCAAUGGUUCUUCAAAUAGUUGUGUCUAUGUUUCCGCAUUAACGAACAGGUUUUUACGAACUUGUUAAAGUGUUUGGUGCAAAAACAACUCCAGCUCUCUACACGUUACCCGAGUCGUUUUACCAUGAAAAUCACUUACAUUCAAUCGCGAUUGCAGUUCAUUCGGGAUUUUGUUUUUUGAAAUAAUACUUAUAUCAGAUGUUUUCAAGCUGAAAAGAGGGCUUUUAUUCAUAUAUUUGUCACAGACUUUAAUUUGAAAACAGUCGCAGCUCUCUCUCUAUGCGAUAUCUUAAUUGAAUUAAAGGAUUCUUGUGAUUUGAUUUUUUUUAAAAGCAAUUUUUGCCUUUAAAAUAUCUCCGGAACUGAGUUAUUUCCUACAGAUUUAUGAGUGAAACGAACUGAACGGCCAAAAAGCAUAUAGCAUUGGAUUUCCUGUGUCUACUUAUGGUGAAGGCAGGAUGCCCUCCUGAAACUUUAACCCCGAAUUGAAAUCCUUUUUUUUUAUCGACGUAUAAUGUACUGGUCUCGAAGUGAAGUGCAUGAGCUAACGAUGGGAUGAAUUCGAGUUCGACAAGAAGAGAAAAAAACCCAUCCUUCGAGCUUCAAGAGAAGCAACCUCAAAGAUCGAACUUUUUAAAAGACCCAUCCCUAUAAUCAGGCUCACGAACUCGUCGCAGUGGUGCCACCAAUCGACCAAGCGAAAAACUCCGUCGUCACUCACCGAGCUCCCCGCGGAAUUGUAAUCAAGUUACGGGUCGGCUAACCGGAGGAAACUCGUCCACCGAGAACGGACGACAAAAGCUCAAAGAGACCGGGCCUGAUCACGUUAUACAAUUAAAGGCCGUCACAAUUUGCAUCCCAAGAACUCGGAAGCGUUUUAAAACAAAGGCACGUAAUUUGAGCGACCCGAUUAUCCCGCGGCGGAGCGCCCGAUCGCCUCCGCGUAGGCAACUUCAAAGCAGGAGCGCCGGCCGUGUAGGCAACCGGCGCGGCUCCGCCGGCCGGGUAGGCAACCGGCGAGGCUCCGCGUCUUUAAAAACCGGGACGUGCGUUUGAAUUCGCCGGCGAUCCGAUCCGGGCUGCUCUUUUAAUUCGUUUUGUAAUAAUUUUAUUCCGGCGGCGCGCCUCCAUGCCGGCGCCUCUCUCGAGAGAUGAAGUAAUUUAUUUUUGAAAUUAAAUCAUAGUUCGAUCGAAUCUUCGCGCUUUGACUGAUUUCGCCGCGCCGGCGUUGGCGCGCAGCUCCCGCUUCCUUCCGGCGGCGAGGCGAACUAACUGAGACUCCACCAGAAACAUGGGUCUGCUUUCGAUCCUCCGAAAAUUGAAGUCCCAGCCAGAAAAAGAGAUACGAAUCUUACUUUUGGGACUGGACAAUGCCGGCAAGACAACGAUACUAAAGAAAUUGGCAGCAGAGGAUGUGGCACACAUCACACCGACUCAAGGUUUCAACAUAAAAUCCGUUCAGUCCGAAGGGUUCAAGUUGAAUGUCUGGGACAUCGGUGGUCAGCGGAAAAUCAGGCCCUACUGGAGGAAUUACUUCGAUCAUACCGAUGUGCUGAUAUACGUGAUAGACAGCGCCGAUCAGAAACGCCUGGAAGAGACUGGAUACGAGCUGGCGGAACUACUGGCUGACGAGAAACUGGCAGAAGUUCCGCUGCUGAUCUUCGCCAAUAAACAGGACCUGCUCCACGCAAGUUCCGCGGCGGAGAUCGCCCAAGGACUCAGCUUACACAUGAUCAGGGACAGACCCUGGCAGAUCCAGGCGUGUUCGGCCAUCGUUGGCGAAGGGAUCAAAGAUGGAAUUGAGUGGGUCAGCGCUAACGUCAAGAAGAAAUAGCCGCCAAAGUACUGGAACCGAUUAAAUCGACUGCAUUUUGCGAAAAGUGAAGUAACAGUAUUGCAAUGUUGCCAAGAUCGUGCAACUUUCAUGUUUACAAUCGGACAGAUUUGAUUAGAAUCCAUCCAAAUAGGUUGAAAUUGGACCACAUUUUGCAAUGAGGAACCACUAUUUUUAACUCAUUAUAGAA